Symbiodinium necroappetens is the source of this 429-nucleotide messenger RNA. Lineage: Eukaryota; Dinophyceae; Suessiales; Symbiodiniaceae. The record is from the annotation of a GenBank genome assembly.
AUGUUCGCUACCGGAAGAAAGCCCAGCAGCAAGGACCUCGGUUUAGAGGAGGCGGGUGUCAAGACGGACCCCAAGAGCGGCAAGAUCUUCGUGGAUGAGAACAGCCGCACCAAUGUAGACAGCAUCUUCGCCAUCGGCGAUGUGACUGACCGGAUCCAGUUGACCCCAGUGGCCCUGAUGGAGGGCAUGGCCAUGGCGAAGACCAUGUUUGGCGAGGGCCCAGCAGUGCCUGACUAUGAGAACGUGCCUAGUGCCGUGUUCAGUCAGCCGCCCUGCGGCACUUGCGGGCUCACGGAGGCGGCUGCGGCUACAAAGUAUGGCAGUGUCGACGUCUACGUGACAAAGUUCAAGCCCAUGAAGCACACAAUGCCAACCGGCCGUGGGGACGAGGACGACAGUGAAGCUGCUGGAAGCUUCCGUUUCUUGUGA